Messenger RNA from Saccostrea echinata, 924 nucleotides. RefSeq lists its product as uncharacterized. NCBI's taxonomy places the organism in Eukaryota, Metazoa, Mollusca, Bivalvia, Ostreida, Ostreidae. The record is from RefSeq and is a predicted model, not a curated record. The transcript has a single exon. Bases 1 to 924 code for a protein of 307 amino acids.
AUGAAGUUGAGGAGGAUGGACGUAUUAGACGAUUUGUCGACCAUUAACCUGGGCGAUUUAGGUGUUUUAGACAUUUUUAACAUAUGCGGAUUUACCGAAGAAGAUACUGAACUCUCGCAGGUAUGUGAUGAAAUUGAAGAAGAAAAUGCCAUAUCAGAGGGUCUGUGUGAAAAGCUGAAUUUAAAUCGUGCCGAAAAUAUGGACAGUGAAAUUGGUAUCGAGUUUGGUUCUUUCAACCUAGAUACAGUGGACCCAGUAGCUGAUAUUUCCGAUCCAAAGCCUCGACCAGUGAAAUCGGAACCCGGUGAUAAUGGUGAACGGUUUGGAAAACCGGUGACGGAUGAUGAAAUUUCAAAAUUGAUUGCGUCGAACGAGAAUGCUAACACCAAGAAAAAUACCACGUGGGCUCUCAAGGUCUUCGAGGAAUGGUGGGAGAAACGUAAUGGUAAUUCCGUUGAUGAAAUACCACUCUUAUAUUUAAUGACGGAAGAGCAGUUGAAUUUUUACUUGGGGCGUUUUAUUGUGGAAACUCUGAGAAAAGAUGGCAUUGAAUACCCUCCCCGAUCUCUCUACCUCAUAUCGUGUGGGAUAUUACGCCACCUCGGAAAUAAAAACAUCUUCGACAAAAACAUUUUGGACAGUAAUGACCCAAUGUUUCGUGAAUUCCGGAAAAUUCUUGACAGCAAAAUGAAGCGCGGGUUUGGGAGGGCGAUUAAGCAAGCAGAGCCGAUUAUGCCACAGGGUGAGGAAAACAUAACAUUUUCAAUUUUUAAGAAUGAAGACUUGCUAAAAAUAAAGUACGUGAAAUGUAAAAACAUUUACGGGCCAAAAAAAGUUCAGUUUAAUGUUACAAGAAAUAAUAAAAAUGUUUUUAAAAUUGAUUCAUUUAUUCAAAAGGAGGUGGAGCUUCCUGUGAUGUGGUAA